GCGGUGGGUGAGACUUUUCCUGUCGGCGGAUCCUGCUGGCCCUGCCGGCGGGCGGGCGGCGGGUUGUACCCCGCCCCGGCGCUGCGCUGAGGCGCGCCGGGCCGGGCCGCGGUGAAGGGACGCCAUGGGGCUGCUGGAGAGGCUGAGAAAGGAGUGGUUCAUCGCGGGGAUAGUGCUGGUCAUCGCGGCCGCCAGGCUGGAGCCCGACGUCGGCGUGAAAGGCGGACCCUUGAAACCAGAAAUUACCAUAACUUACAUUGCUGUUUCAGCUAUAUUCUUUAACAGUGGACUCUCAUUAAAAACAGAGGAGCUGACAAGUGCUUUGAUGCACGUGAAACUCCACCUUUUUGUCCAGAUUUUUACACUUGUGUUCUUCCCAACAGCAAUAUGGCUCUUUCUUCAGCUAUUAUCAAUCACACCUAUAAAUGAAUGGCUUUUAAAAGGGUUGCAGACAGUAGGCUGUAUGCCACCUCCUGUGUCAUCUGCAGUAAUUUUAACCAAAGCUGUUGGUGGAAAUGAGGCAGCUGCUAUAUUUAAUUCUGCUUUUGGAAGCUUUUUGCUUGGAUCAUCCUCCUCUGUGCCUUUUACAUCUAUAUUCUCGCAGCUGUUUAUGACUGUUGUAGUCCCCCUUAUUAUUGGACAGAUUGUCCGAAGAUACAUCAAGGACUGGCUUGAAAGGAGGAAGCCUCCAUUUGGCACUAUCAGCAGCUGUGUGCUCCUGAUGAUCAUCUAUACUACAUUCUGUGACACUUUUGCCAAUCCAAAUAUUGACCUUGAUAAGUUUAGCUUGAUUAUAAUAGUGUUUAUAAUAUUUUCUGUUCAGAUGAGCUUCAUGUUUUUGACUUUCCUCUUCUCUACAAGGAAUAACUCUGGUUUCACACCAGCGGACACAGUGGCCAUCAUUUUCUGCUCCACACACAAAUCUCUCACCCUGGGGAUUCCAAUGCUGAAGAUAGUAUUUGCAGGUUACGAACACUUAUCCUUAAUUUCUGUCCCCUUACUCAUCUAUCAUCCUGCUCAGAUUCUUCUUGGCAGUCUUUUGGUACCAACAAUAAAAUCUUGGAUGGUUUCUAGGCAAAAGGCACUGAAGUUAACGAGGCAACCCAAAGUACCCGUGAAGGUAUAAUGCUGGAGAUGGCCGGUGUCACAGUGAAUGUAUAUAUGUACUAUACUGUACACACAGACGACUGAGACAACUGGGUAUUUGUGAAUGUUGCUUCAUAUUUUAUUUUUAUAUAUACAUAUAUAUAUAUAUAUAUAAAAGAUACCCGUCAAGUGCCUUACAGUUGCAUUUUUGGCAAAGUGUUGUUUCCAGAAGCCGCUUUGUUGGCUGCUGCAAAAGGUUUGUACAGUAUUUUGAAGUUGUUUAGUUUUUAUUUUUCUAACAGAGUGAAAUGAAGAGGUCAUGAAUAACAGCUGUGUUUCUUCCAUUGCCCCUGCUUUGAAGUCAGGGUGCAGCAGCUGUAAGUAGCCAAAAUGACCAGUAGCCUGUCCCACUGCUGGCUUACCCUGGAGAAGAGCUUGCUGAAGGGUUUUUUUCAAGACUGACUUGAAUUUCUGUGUGAUUCUGUUACACUCCCUAGUCAUAUGACUGUGACAUGCCUUUUUCUUCUGAGUUUGUGUAUACUCAGCAUGGGGCCAUCCAAUGGAUAGAAGCUGAGAAGCAUGAAUUAUUUGCAUUUGUUGACACAGUUGUCUAGACAUUCCUUCAAAGUUAAUGGUUUCUCAAGAAAAUUCUUUCAAUUCCAUUGUAUGAUAUUGUGCCAUUGUAUAUCUUAAAUGCCUCAUAAGCUUCUUCAAAGAACUGAUCUGGUGCUUGGGUUAUGAGUGAAGUAUUUGUGUUUGCAGCUAGCAGAUUUUUUAUAAUUUACCCCUAAAGAACACAAAUUUUUGUUUUUCUUUCUUUUUUUUCUUUCUUUCCCGUCCUUCCCUUGGCGCAAUGCACAGAGAUCUGCAGUGACAGAAUUUAGGAUGCUAAUAUUGAAGCAGAGUCUCUAUUGUAGUAAGCCGAGCUUUGUUUUCUACACUGCUGCGUUGGUAAUGAACAAUAGCUUGUGAGGACAAGAGUUGACAAUUAUUAUUAUUAUUAUUUUCUAAUUAGAAGGAUCCUUACAGUAACAGGAACACUAUCGUAGCUAAUUUGACAAUCCUACACUGGGCUCUGAGGGGUACCCAUGUACAAACACUGUACUGGCAAUUGCACGUUACAACAUUAAAAGGAAUGGAAGAAAUAGGUCAAACAGGUAUCGAUGUGAGUGCAGAAGUGUCACGUGUGCCAUGGUUAACAUUGCAGUUAAUGGUGCAACUGAGCAGAUCUUUAGCAGAUGUAGCUCUGAUAAGGCUGUAGGCAUUUACACAAGCUAAAGGUCUUUUUUUGUUAGGAUAGGUACAUUAAAUACGUAUCUUUUUUCCUUAGUGAAAAAAAGAAGUGUUUGAUAUACCUACUCUGUUUUUCUGGCCUGUCAUUCAUGUGAACAACAGGAAAGCAAUCCUGGGUGCUUUACCUGAUGGUCAGUUAGUGCAAGACUGUUCCAUUACCAUUUGCCUGAGAAAAUGUUGAGAGCCAACAGUGUCACCUUUAUUCAAACUUGUUGUCAACAAUAAAGAAACCACAUAACAAAGGAAUGUGAUGUGGUCACAAGCUGAAUUAUUUUCAUUUCCUGGAGAGGAAUCAAGCUCUGCUCACUGUCCGCUCCCAGCAUCCUCCAGUGCUGUGCUCUCUUUCUGUAGCCAGAUACAAAGGGCAGCAGGCAGCAAGCACACAGUUUAGAUCACUGUAUCUCUUAAUGGUAUAGUCAGUUACACCAGCGGGCCAACCUGGGUGGUGACUGCAGAGAGUAACAUUCACGUUCUCUGGCUGUUUCUUAAACACGCUAAUCAGAAACUGGCUCCUUGUGCAUUGAAAUUCCUUUGUCUGUGCUUGCAGCAUAGACCAGACUCAGGAUGGCAUCUUUUUAUUCUAUUUCUCUAAACCCAAACUUCCAGAAUACUUAAGGACUUAAUCUCCCAUUGAAAUCAGUGUCUCUUUCGGUUACUUUUAAAUGGCAAAACAACAUUCCCAGAAAGUGAUAGUCUUCUUGUUGUUGUAUCGUUGUUGUUUUAAUCUGCAGGAAAAGUUCAAGCAUACAGUAACCGAGCGUAGCUGUGUUGAUGCUAAAUAGUCAGAACACUGCAGCUUCCCUUACUGAGCUACCUCUGUGUACUGAAUCUCCUACCUUCAGUACAACCAACAACUUGCUUAGAUUCCACUGAAAACUUUUUUUUUUCUUUCAGUAUUUUCUGCAUUUAAGAAUAUUUCAGAUUGUUUUAAGGUGGAGUUCUGGUAAAGCCUUUACCAAAUCACCGUUGAUUGCUUGGGGCAGCAUAAUGUUGUGUAUCAGCAUUGGAGGUGUUCAUCUAAAGGGAAUAUAAAACAAAACUGCAAUGCGUGUUUUGAAACCAUACUUCAUGAAACUUAAUUAUGCGUAUCAAUUCUGUUUUGUUUAAAGACUGUUGUGUUUGUUUUAUGACUUCUUGUUACGCUUAGUGCCCUUAAUAAACAGGAUGGUUUUGAAUUUCAUUUGGCUAACAGGAAAACAAGAUAAAAUCACUUAUCCUUUGGCUCUACUUUUUACCCAUUACCUACGCUUUGUUCUUUUGCAAGCUUUUUAAAUUGUUUGCUUGUCCUGUUAAUAAAUAAAGAAAUGAAUCUGUGAACUGUUUAAAAAUAUUUAAUCAACUAAACUUGGAGAAAUAAGAAAUACUGCAAAUUAUAAUCAAUGGGAAGUUAAUUCAUUGAAUACAGCAGUGUUUCAAUGGAGGGUUAAAAUAGCUUGGUUUUUUACCAACUGAGCAUUGGUGAUGGAUGUAAUCAGGCAAAACUGAUGGAAAAGUGAGAACUUUGUAUAUAAUACAUAAGGAUUUUCUUAAUUGUUGAUGCUUCUUAGCUUCCGUAUACCUAUAAUCCCAUUUAAUUAUAUCAGAGGGGAAAAAAACCCACCAAGACAAUAAAGUGGCACUUCAGAGUUUACAGGGAAUCUUUGUAAGUUGUGUUGAGUCUCUCAAAAAUUGUAUCUCCCCUUUUUUGCAGUACUUGAGAAGCUUAUGAUGGCAUCAGUAAGGUCCAAGAGAAAUAAUUUUGUAUGUAUUUUAAAAUACAGAUCUUUAUUUUGUGGUUGCAUUGUUUUCUUGUGUAACUUCUAGCUACUGUGAAUAGGUUAUACAACAGAAAGACCACAGUCUCAGCAGAGGCUGGGCAGUUGUGCUUGUUCACGGACCAAAGAGGAGUAACCCAACUAUUUGGUUUUACUGUAGUCCUCUCAAUUAUUGUGGCAGUCAGGGAAAGAGGAGCUUUUAGUUUUGUGUAUGGUUUUCUGUGAAAAUACCUUGACAGCAGGAGGUUAGAAGUUAAGAUGAAAUAUUGUCUGUCUGCAAGCACAUUUAUCUAUGUGUAAGUGCAUAUGUGCAUAAGAUAUGAGCAGUUACACGUGUAGAAAUGCUAGGAAGAACUGAGACUCUGGUAUACAUUUUUUGCAGGUCUUUAUAUGGUGAAAGAGCUACUUUUUUAUGUUAUUCUGACAUUAAAAAUGAAAUUUCAGUCACUGAA
This is a messenger RNA of Coturnix japonica (Japanese quail), 4585 nucleotides long. It is a transcript of the gene SLC10A7, whose product is annotated as solute carrier family 10 member 7. NCBI's taxonomy places the organism in Eukaryota, Metazoa, Chordata, Aves, Galliformes, Phasianidae. Gene Ontology annotation, cellular component: plasma membrane. The record is from RefSeq and is a predicted model, not a curated record.